Ectocarpus sp. CCAP 1310/34 is the source of this 2354-nucleotide messenger RNA. Lineage: Eukaryota; Phaeophyceae; Ectocarpales; Ectocarpaceae. The record is from the annotation of a GenBank genome assembly.
CAACACAGCAGUGGUGGUGGCACACCCAGUGCAAUUUGAACACAGCCGUAGCACAACCACGAGCGGAGCUGGUGAAAGCUGGGAAGACCAUGCAGCUUCGAAGAAAUACAGUCGUAGCUGCCGUGCGACUCGUGCAGCCGCUCGUCAAGGCGAGCAACGCCCGAGGAUUUGCGAGCUGUCCCCUGCGGGUGCACAACAGCGGAACAUCUCCCAAAGCGUCGGCGUCUUGUCCGGCCGUGCAGAAGUUGUUGCCGAGGGCACCGUGUAGACAGGUCACCUCCACGACGACUACCCAACAGAGACAGGUUGCGGAGGUCGAUGAUCGUGGGCAAGUCUCCGACGAACCGCCAGCGAGGAACGCGAUAAAUAAUCACGAGCUGCACGAGAAGUGGGGCUGGAAGACCUCUGACCCUCUCUACUGGCCCUGCAAGAUCAUGGGCGUCUUCUCGACCAAGAACACGAACGCCCUGUCCUCCGCGCGGAUGCUGCAGACCUGCCUCAACAACGCAGAGUGCACGGAGUGGUAUUCGGAUGGAAAGAUCAGCAACGAGUUCCUCCCAAAGCUUUUGUGGCUCAGCACCAACGUGUGGCUCAUGUCCCGCCGACUACUCCGAGAGGGGGAACGGGGAAAGAAGGUCCAGGAGCUGCUGUUCGACGAGCUGUGGCGCGAGACAAAGCGGCAGAUGCGCUCCAUCGAGGUAUCCGAAAUGAUGCUCAAGAAGUAUCUCGCUGAAGCUCAGCAGCACACGUUCAUCACCCUUGUGCAGUAUGACCAUGCUUACACCCUCGAGUCUCGCGAGGAGCGUAUGGACGUCCUCACGAGCGCCCUGUGGAGAGGUGUCUACAUGAGCGACGAGAGCAUCAAGGAGCCGCAUGUUCGGGUGCUUGCGGAGUACGUCGACGCGGAACUCGCCGACAUUUAUGCGGUAGAUGUGUGGGAAUUCUUCGCUGUGUGCAUUGAGUUUGCCCCGCCCCCUACGGCGGAGCUGAAGGCCGCCAGCAAGAAGGCGGCGAAAGGAGGCAGAGGAAAGCGUUCGUCGAGAAAGGGCAUAGUGGCGGCAGCACCAGGACUAGAGGGGGAUGCCGCCGAUUCAACGACCGGGGGCAGGAGUGGAGGCAUCGGGGAGAAGGUCCUCCACGGAGACUUCGGCAGCGGAGGCGGGAGGGAGGGGAGAUGGCGCGCUUGCUUGGCGGAGAGCGGAAAGGUGUACUACUGGCACACGGUUUCCAGGGAGGUGACGUGGGAUAGACCACCCGGCGCCGAAGCGUAUGUACCGAGCGUCAUGCCCAAGACGGACCAGACACUCACGGCGGCAGCUUGAAAUGACUGCUGUAGUGCCAGCGCGGGCUGCUCACUCUCGAUGGCUCCUGGUGCCUGGAGCAAAAGUACGUGUGCGCUGGGCCCGUGGAUUUUAGUUCCUCCUUGUCCCAGCUCCGUGCUUGUGGGCGCAGACGCACGCCGAUCCAAGGAUGUCGCCUGUUUUUCGAGCCCCUCUCUGUUCAUCCGUGCGAGGCUACUUUAUCUAGAUCUGGUGUUCAGCUCCUGCUUUUGGUCUCCCGUAAAGCGACUUCGAUAUCUGAAAUAUGGAUAUUCGUACCCCGUUGGUGUCGCUGGUUGGUUGAGUAAUAGAAUCGUUUUUUGGUCGUUGGGGAGGCGGCGGGGGCACUCGGACGAUGCCCAAAAUCAGGAAAGGCAUGUAAAAAACGAACCGAUACGAGGGGCGUAAAACAAACACACACACCGAGGGGACUCACGUUUGUACAACGUGUGCAGCGGAGAGGCCCUCUUCGAAGGCGUUGUUUUCUUUAAAUGGACGGUGUGUUUUCUAGGUACCCUCGACUUUUUUUGCGUAUUUUGCCCACGCCAGUCCUCUCUCGAGAUGACGGGAAAGCCUGUGCUGUUCGCAACUUGUGCCUCGAUCUUUGUCGACCUCUCAACUGAAACAUCCAGGCCCAUUCACGGUGGACGUGACUUCGGUUCAGAAGCUUUGCGAUCCUGAGCACUGCGUUUGUGGUGUUUUGCGGUCGAGACGCAAAGUGUGUCGUUCUAGCAUCCCCGAAAGCUCAACAGAUCCUUAGACCACUAUUCCCGCAAGAGGUUCGAUUCAUGCACUGCAUCAUGAUAAGAUGCAGCAGCACGCGGCUUCGGGCGGCCUAUCCCAUGUCUUGUGCGAAUCGGGCUCCGUUUGUAUCUGAGUUCGCGGCACGGGGCGGGAAAUGGAGGGACGCACAAAAGACGAAUGCACCCAGAAUUGCGUGUUUUUGUUUGAAGCUUCGGAUAGAUGAGUACUGCGCUCGAGUUGACAACUAGGUUUCAGUAUGGAUGACGCGGAAGGGAGACGCUCGCUACAAAA